Westerdykella ornata is the source of this 1466-nucleotide messenger RNA. Its product is annotated as FtsJ-domain-containing protein. NCBI's taxonomy places the organism in Eukaryota, Fungi, Ascomycota, Dothideomycetes, Pleosporales, Sporormiaceae. Bases 192 to 1271 code for a protein of 359 amino acids. Gene Ontology annotation, biological process: RNA methylation. The record is from RefSeq and is a predicted model, not a curated record. The transcript has 6 exons. Gene Ontology annotation, molecular function: rRNA (uridine-2'-O-ribose)-methyltransferase activity. Gene Ontology annotation, cellular component: mitochondrion.
GGCAACUCUUUUCGACAUAAAUCAAUAGCACCAAACGACGCUCCACUUGAAACCUCGACGUCCUCUAUCAUUGCAAUAUGCGCCGCUGAUAUCUUCAAUUCGCCUGUACCCAUUCGCCACUCGUCCUGGCUGCACCGGUUUUGCGACAGCAGGGGAUGUUCCGGGAUCCGCCGCCAGAACAUUCACGAUAGAUGAGCCCAACUCCGCCCAGCCUCUUGAUGCUAUCGGGACGCGCCGUGAAGCAACUUGGCGACUGCGUGUCUCGUAGAUUGGCAUCUCGGUCGGUUCCCGGAGUCAUACCAGCUUUCAAGCUCGUGGCUGUUGGAAUUGAUGGGUAUUCGAAGCCUCUGGGGAUCCGGUAUGGCUCUUUGCAAACGAGAUGGAGGACACGGCAGAACGAAGAUCGCUUUGCCAGAGAGGCUCGAGUUCAGAAAUUGAAGAGCAGAGCUGCGUUUAAGAUUUUGGAGAUAAAUGAGAAGUACAAGAUCUUCCAAAAAAACCAGACAGUAGUAGACCUGGGAUUUGCGCCGGGCUCGUGGUCGCAGGUCGCAGCGAAGAAAGCAGGUCCAAACGGCAGAGUGAUUGGCAUCGACCUGAUACCCGCACAGCCGCCGAGAGGCGUAUCUACCAUACAAGGCAACUUCCUGUCCCCCGAUAUCCAGGCCGAAGUCAAGGCCUACCUACAACAGCCGGACCUCGGUCGGCCCCGCAGCCAGGUUUCGGUGCCGCACGAAAAGGAGGGAUUCACUGAAGAUGAACUGGAAGAGCUGGAACGAGGGUAUAUUGAUCUGGAACGGCACAUGCAUCUCGAAGGAGCGGAGGAAGGAAAGGAGGAGGACAAGAGCACCUCGGAGAAGAAGGAGGGUGCCAAGGAACGAGAUAGACGACGCGGCAGGGUGGUCGAUGUGGUGCUGAGUGACAUGUGCGAACCCUGGGAGCAGACCAGCGGGUUUAAUAAGAGGAGCCUUAGUGACCCCUAUUCUAGGCUGGCCAACACGAGUGGGAUUGCAUUCAAGGACCAUGCGGACAGCAUGGAUCUCUGCAAUGCUGCGCUGAUGUUUGCGUUUGACACGCUCCGUACAAACGGCCACUUUGUGUGCAAAUUCUACCAAGGCCCCGAGGACAACGUGCUGGAGACGAGGCUGAGGCGCAUGUUUGGCAUGGUACACAGAUACAAGCCCGCUGCGUCGAGAAGUGAAUCGAAAGAAGCGUACUUUGUGGCUCUCCGUCGCAAGGAGAAGCCAACCAAGGAGAUGGUAUGGCAAGAGUAGGGAUGUGUGUGCACUCGGUACAGUGUAGAUACAGGAUUUCGGUGGAGGGUUUGCAAUUUGCACACAUGGAAGCGCAGGUCCGCCGCCACGUGUAGCGGCAAACAUGUACAACAUAACAUGUAACCAUACUUGAAAUGUUUGUGUUCCGAUACCCCCUUGUCUAGUAGGUAGCCAAUAUAAAAGGAAACCAACGAG